Messenger RNA from Funneliformis mosseae, 324 nucleotides. Lineage: Eukaryota; Fungi; Glomeromycota; Glomeromycetes; Glomerales; Glomeraceae. The record is from the annotation of a GenBank genome assembly.
AUGCAAUCCUUGGCCGCUUUCAUGUUGACACUUAUUAGACAAUACGAGAAAAGCAAUUCUGACAUGUGGAUGAGCAUUGGAUUGCUUAUGAUCAGAGCAGGAUUUCAUUUUGUAUCUACUUUUCCGAUGAAUCCUCCACACGAUCUUUCUGAAAAUCCCACUUCUUUUUAUGGUGGAAUGAAAAGCGAAAACGGUUUUUAUUUCAAUAUGUUUACCAUUGUCAUGUAUUGGAAUUUGUUGACCGUCGUGAACGCAUUCUUGUAUCAUAUGUUCAUAGCAUUAAAUAUAACCGAGAAAUUGGAUGUUCAUUUAUCUCAUCAAUAG